AUGGCGCAUGUGGUGCGACAUUCAAGCGCUUGGGAAACGUUCAUGACACGUUCCGAUGAUUCCAUUCUUACCAAUCGUAAAGUUAGUGAGAGUGGAAUUGAGUUGGAAGCACGAAGUGGUAGCAUUGUAAUGCUUAAUUUUGAUAUUGAAGUACCAAAUGAAGCAACUCGUCGUAAAGAACAUUUGUUGAAUACACUAAAAAAAGAGGUAAAAAUUAUUAUGGAAGAAUCUGUAAAUCGAAAAGCGGUUAAUGCCAAAAGCACAUAUGUAACAUCAUUAUGUGCAGCAGUGGAGCAAUGUUUAUUGGAUGGUUUAAAGCGCCGUUUGCUUGGACUAUUCGGCGAACGUUCAACUUACGCUCUUCUACAUAAUAUCGCCAAAUUUUGUCCGGAAGCAGCAACUGUAUUAACACUUACAAUUAAAGCGCAAGAUGAUGAAUUUAUAUCAUGUUCAUCGCCUUAUUUGUGGAUUAGAGUUGCUCUGUUAGCAAAAAUAUUACCAGCAAUUAUUGGAUUCAUUCAUAAUUCCAUACAUUGUCGGCGAUACUAUGAAAAGAAUUCACUGAUGUUGGAUGCUGCAAAGGGAGGUGUUGUAGCAGCGUUGCUUGUUGGUCCAUGUGCUAUUGAUUAUACGAUGAUGGAUCAUCAAUGUGAUCCGUACGAAGAACCCUUAGCAGGUGAAUUGGUAGAACGACAUCGCAACACCCAUUCAUGUUCAGCUACUCCUCCUACACCUAAAAGACCGCCAUUAACGGUGAUGAAGCGUGGUAGUAGCAUUGUAACAAGCGUUGAUAGUUGUUCAUCGCCAAUGUGUACAUUUGGACGUGAUUAUGUGUAUUCAUUACAUCAAAACGUGAAAGCAUCUUUGUUAUACGGUAAAAAUAAUGUCACCGCAGCUAUAUCACCUGAUGGACCACCAAUGAAGGGUUACCUAUCGUUGCAUCAGAAUUCACCUGGAAAUGUAACUAUUAAAUGGUCACCUAAUCAACUGAUGCAUUCAAGCUCACAACCAUCCUCAGCCUCUUGCGACAAUCUUCCCUGUGAUAGUGAUUGGCUUUGGAGGCAUCUUAUCAAUAUUAAUAUCAGCGACAUUAUCUACGUACACAUACAUCAGUAUAAUGAGAAUUCACCAACAACAUUAAUUUUCGUUGGAGGUGAUGGCGUGCAACAUUCACCGAUGCAAUUCCCGGCUGGUCAUCAUUUGCUCGCCUUUCUUUCAUGUCUCGAGAGUGGUUUAGCACCAUACAAUCGACUUGAUCCACCUUUAUGGAUUUCCAGAGAGAAAGGUAAAAUAUUGCCAAAACUGCGACGAAAAAGCAUAACAAACGAAUUGAAUGCAAAUUGUGAUGAAGGAAGUAAAUCACAGGAUUACGUAUUCCGUGUGGUACCAACCUGUACACCACCACUGUUACUCAAUGAACAAAAUAAUGCUUUAGAUGAAACUGUUAUUCGUGAAAUAUCAACAAUUAAUGAUUCAACCACUAAAUUAAGAAAGCGAGAUGAGAAACGAGCAGUGAGUGAAAGUGAAGUUGAUGAACUUAUGAAACAGAAUUUCAAAAAAGCAUGUUCUUCCAUGAGAAUGCAAAUUUUGGCUCGAACUUUCUAUGGAUGGCUAGCAUAUUGUGGUCAUUUGCGUACGAUUCGAAACCAUCUGUCAUGUUUGGUAGAUUCGAAGGCAAUAGUAGAGGAAACAAAUGGCCCGGUUAACGAGGAUUUCUGGAAAAAGUGCCGGGAUUUAAAAUCCGAGAAGAUGGAGAAAGAAUUCCUAUCGAGAAUUUAUCGAUUUGGUAUCAAUGGAAAUGAAUCUUUCAUGCUUCGGCGUAAAGUUUGGCCAUAUCUAUUAGGCCUGGUAAAUUGGACACAGGAUUUCGAAGAGCUUGAAAAUACAUAUCGUGCGAAUUACUAUAAUGAUGUAGUGGAGUGGGAAAAGAUCGAGAAAAUUGUUCGUGAACGUGAUCAAGAGGCAUUCGUAGCCGCCCGACUUCGAUAUCGUACGUGUAAUACUGAAUCCAACGAAUCAUUCCAAGGAACAUCAUUGAACAAUGAUGCAUUCGAGGAAAAUAAUGAAAUAUCCAAAAAUGGGAAGGAUAAUGAAGAGGAAGAUUUAAUGACAAAAUUCAGUGCUAAUCUUCAUCGCAUCGAGAAGGAUGUGGAACGUUGUGAUCGAAGUUCAGCUUAUUUUGCCAAAAAAAAAAAUUUACAAAAGUUAAAAACGAUCAUGUGCACGUAUGUAUGGCGCAAUUUAAACGAAGGUUACACGCAAGGAAUGUGUGAUCUAGCAGCUCCACUAUUAGUCAUCUUCGAUGACGAACCACUGGUAUUAGCAUGUUUUGAUCGAUUAAUGCUACGAAUGAAACAAAAUUUCCCUCAGAGAACCGGAAUGGACGAUAAUCUGGCUUAUAUGAAUUCUGUCCUACAGGUUAUGGAUCCGGAAUUUUUUGAGUAUAUAGCUGAAAAUGGUGAUGCAACACAUCUCUCUUUUACUUAUCGUUGGUUUCUACUUGAUUUUAAAAGAGAAUUUACCUAUCCACAGGUGUUCCGUCUUUGGGAAGUAAUUUGGGCAGCAUCUUCAUUGGUCACCACUCAUUUUCAUUUGUUCUUUGCUCUUGCAAUGAUUAUCGCAUAUCGUCACAUAAUUAUUGAUAAUCGAAUGGACUUCACUGAUGUUAUCAAAUUUUAUAAUGAAAUGGCAGAAAGGCACAAUGUGGAUGAACUUUUGGAUUCUGCUCGCAAUCUACUGGAACGUUUACAAACUAUUAUUGUGGAACUCGAAUCAACCAAGAAUUAA
Messenger RNA from Acanthocheilonema viteae, 2787 nucleotides. Lineage: Eukaryota; Metazoa; Nematoda; Chromadorea; Rhabditida; Onchocercidae. The record is from the annotation of a GenBank genome assembly.